Molecule: messenger RNA, 4646 nt
Organism: Neodiprion virginianus
Lineage: Eukaryota; Metazoa; Arthropoda; Insecta; Hymenoptera; Diprionidae
Product: myc-associated zinc finger protein-like
Exons: 2
Coding region: 635-2275 (546 amino acids)
Biological process (GO): regulation of transcription by RNA polymerase II
Molecular function (GO): RNA polymerase II cis-regulatory region sequence-specific DNA binding; DNA-binding transcription factor activity
Source: RefSeq, a predicted model, not a curated record
AGUAUUGCCGCUCCAGCUGCGAUCCGGGCUUCGUUCCGUCUUCGGUAACAGUAACGUUAGCAACCAGGCAACCCGCAACGAAAACUACGCGUGCGUGUGUGAAUCAUUUUUUUUUUUUCUUGUAUUAUUGUUGAUUUAUCGAGUGAGAAGGAGACAAUUGUCGAUAAUUCGAACAUUCCGUGUUUUAUGACAUUUUAUCGUGAAUCGUUGUUUUCUUUUUUUUUUUUUUAUUUUGUUUGUCGUUCACCUCAUCGGUUGUCUCGCCGAAAACGAACUAUUCGGUGAACUUUGAUUACUUAAAAUUGACGAGUUUGAUAAUACGGACCAUCGAUGCACGGAUGUGCGGUGGUGUUAUUCGUAAUAAAUAAUAAAUCAAGUGGUGAUUGUGAGACGUCGAACACGUGCUGCGAACGCGGCAUCCUUGCACCAAUUUCUUCACCGAUAUUGUUGUUGCGACAAAAGGAUACCGAGUUAUCACCCAAGUGCCAAGUGUGAACCCACGACAUCAAUUGGAUUACGCACCGUCGCAUCGAUCUACACCCACGUGUGAUCAAUGUUGUGCUAAUUGUGAUUAACUCUGUACACAUCGACCUCUGAGCAUCGUCAGAGACAUAGAAAUUGUGAAUCUGUCUAAAUGCUCGUCGACGCAAUGCCUCGCAGUUUUGUCAAACGAAACAACAGCUACAGUCACUGUCCUCUGAAAAAACGGCCCGUCCACGUUAUGCUGGCCGAAGAUGCCUCCUUCUCUUCGGAAUCCAUCAAAGAAGAGAUCGUCGAGGAGGUGAUAGUGGACGACAUCCCGGAGCCAGAAAACCUCAGCACGAAACCGGAGGACUUGAGUAGAACGGCAGAGAAGCUAAACCAGAUAAAAAACACCUCGAAUUCCGUGAGUGCUUGGCAUGAAACGGCGAUCCCGAGAUCCCCGGAAAUCGCGAGCACGGCUUUAUCCCGACGCUCGGCGUCGCCGAAGCCGAUAACGAGGUCCCCAUCCCCCGCGGCGCAGCCCCCGACGCAGCCGGCCUCGAUCCAGAGUCACCAUCUCCACGAGCACCAUCAUAACGGUAACAACGCCAGCACCCACCACCACCACCACCACCAACACCAUCAUCAUCAUCAUCAGCAACAGCAACAGCACCAGCACCAGCAUCAACAACAUCAACUGCAGCAGCAGCAGGAGCAGCAGCAGCAGCAGCCGCAGCACAUCUAUCCGGUGAAGACGCUCACCCCGCCGGCCGGAAUCGCGCCGCUCCAUCCCGUGGCGAAAAAGGCGCGAGUCGAGGUGAUACAGCACGAUAAUUCGCCCUCGGUGCCGACGUCCUCAGCCCCCGUCCACUUCAUGGCGAGCGGCGUCGCGGCGCCGUUGGACCCCCUGAACCUCAACACCCCCGUCGAGCCGCUGGCGCGAUACGCGGCGACGCCUGCUUGGACGAGAGGGGCGCCUCUUUUCCCGCCUCACUACCUACCGUAUCCGGCGUAUCGUUACCCGGGCGCGGAUCUCUACCCGGCGUAUCCGGUGGCCGGUGGUUACUCUCACUCGUCGCCCGAUCAUCCCUCGGCGUCGCCGCCACCCCACACGGUUCUCACCUGCCCUACGAUCCCGAGGCCGGUGGCGAGUCGAAGCUACGCACCCUGGGCGAGUCCGGACCACUGCGGCCUCUCGCCGACGAGCUCGCUGGGCUCCGGAUCCCUCAGAUCGCCGCCCCCCGUGACGCCGGAGGACCUCUCCUCACCCGGAAGCGACAGCGGACGAUCGUCCGCCGGAAGUACGUCGGCGGGGCCGAUCGGGGGCGGUCAGAAGCACGAGAAGGGAUCGUCGAGCUCGCCUCGCCACAACUGCUUAAACUGCGGCAAGUCCUACUCGACGUAUUCGGGACUGUCGAAGCACCAGCAGUUCCACUGCGCGGCGGCCGAGGGUCAGACCAAGAAGUCCUUCAACUGCAAGUUCUGCGAGAAGAUCUACGUCAGCCUCGGCGCCCUCAAGAUGCACAUACGGACCCACACUCUGCCCUGCAAGUGUCAUCUGUGCGGCAAGGCCUUCUCCAGGCCGUGGCUACUCCAGGGUCACAUCAGGACUCACACGGGCGAGAAACCCUUCCGGUGCCAGCACUGCGGACGCGCUUUCGCCGACCGAAGCAACCUCAGGGCCCACCUGCAGACUCACAGCGACAUCAAGAAGUACUCGUGCUCCUCCUGCGGCAGGACGUUCAGCAGGAUGUCCCUCCUCACCAAGCAUCAGGAGGGAGGAUGCUCCGGCGUCACCGUGAACAGCGCCUAGGCUUGCCGACAACGACGUGACGCCGGGGCAUCGUCGGGGAGAGAAGAGACGGCUGACGAUCGGUAUCGUUGACUGAGUAUCGCGGUGUCCCGGUUCGGGGGAUACGCAACAGUGCCUUAAUUUUAAAAUAAUCGCGGGGACCGAUCGACGCAGGGAGAUUCGAAAAACAAGGAAGAAUACAUAUAUAUUAGGCUGAGAAAACAAACCUCGCACGGAAGACUGCAAGCUCUUGGAGUACAAACGAAUAUGAAAAGAUGAAAAAUUAUUAUAUCGUAUAUACAUAUUGACGAGAAGGAGAAAAAUGUAUAAAGAAAUAUGAAAAUUCAAAGGUUUAUACCGAAUAUACAUAUAUAUAUAUAUAUAUAUAUAGAUACACACACGUGUUUUCGGUUGUACUCCAAGAGCUUGCAGUCUUCCGUGCGAGGUUUGUUUUCUCAACCUAAUAUAUUUAUUCUUCUUCCUUGUUUUUUUCAAUCAUUUUCGAUUCUCUUCAAAUCUCCCUGCGUCGAUCGAUAUAUAUGCGUAUAUAUAUAUAUAUAUAUACGUAUUCGGUAUAAACCUUUGAAUUUCCAUAUUUUUUCAUACAUUUUUCUCCUUCUCGUCAAUAUGUAUAUACGAUAUAAUAAUUUUUUUUUCACAUCAUUUUACUUUAAAUAUCUCUAUCCUAGCACCAAGACUUUCCCCGCACCCUUUUUCGAUUCCUUUCCUUUCCUUUUUUUUUUUUUUUUUCUUGUUUACUAUAAAUCCGUUAGAUAUCGUUUUCGGUAUAUAGACUGUGAUGAGAAAGAGAAAACGUUGUUGGUCUCCCCCACCCCACCAUGUCCCCCCUAAAGAAAGAAAAGUAAUGCACACACUAAAAGUCUACAAAUAUUUUACAUACUUAAUUCUAUUAAAAUAUAUAUAUAUUUCUCAUCACAGUCUAUAUACCGCAAACGAUAUCUAACGGAUUUAUAGUAAACAAGGAAAAAAAAAAGGAAAGGAAAGAAUAGGAAACGAAAAAGGGUACGGGGAAAGUCUUGGUGCUAGGAUAGAGAUAUUUAAAGUAAAAUGAUGUGAAAAAAAAACGACGAAAGAAAUAACUACAAUACUAUAUACGUCAUGUACAGCAGAUCGCUUGAAGCGUUCGGUUUGUGUUCCGUGAAAACUUUGUGCCAUUUUAUACAUUAUUACUCUCUUUUAUUUUUGAUUGAGUUUUGACUACUUUCUUUUUAAACUUUUUGUGUGAUUUCUAUUCUAUUUUUGCGCAAAGCAUGAAGUGUAUAACGCAUCGAUUAUAAUAUCACGACGCGUUGCGUUUACGCUAACGGUUAUUUAUAAUUUUCUUUCUUUCCGUCGAUUUCUCGUAUGCGCUUGUUUAUUCAUAGUUUUUUCCACUUGCUUUGGAUUUUUUUGUAUACACUCUGUUAUAAAUUAUUUUUAGUCGAUAUUUACGUAUCAACGGAUGAUUCUCACUUCGCUGUGCUCGAGUGAUGAACCCGCGCGUAUAAUCGGCACUGUGUAUCAUUUUUCAAGUCUUUGCAAAUUUUACAAACGCCCUAUUAACAUUAUUAUCUUAAUCAUUAUUAUUAUUUCAUUAUUAUUAUGCAUUUUAUACUGUCCUAAUAAUUUAUGAAUCACUGAAGUUCGGUUUUUAAUUUUUAAGUUCCACAGGUACAUUUUAAUUGGUAGGGCGCGUACAGCAUAUACGCACGAAAGGACGAGACUUUGGUCGUUGUGCGGUCACGUUCCACUGUAAAUAGCCGUAAUGGUAUUCCAAGUUUGCAUAUACAUAUAGUAUUAUUAAGUUAACGAUUCAAAAGCGUACGCUUUUUUUUUCAUCUCGUGGUUUUUACCAUGUUUUCUUCUUCUCAACGAUCAUAUCAUACGUAUAAAUAUUUUUCCAUGUACAAUUAUUACGAAUUAAGUUACUCGAAGAAACUAGUCAUGAAUUCAUCAUGUAGUCAUCAAUUAAAAAAUGAAUAAAAGAAAAGAAAUGAACGAAAAGCAAGAAAAAAAAGGAAAUACCGACUAACGAUGCGCAAUGAUGACGAAUGAUAGAAAGUAAAAAUGAAUAAUAGAAAAAGACCAGCUCGAAAAGCCCGCUAAUAUUAUUAUAUAAAAAAUAUACGUAUAAUAUAUACAUGUAGAUUUGUAUCCGUAUAUAAGAUUGCCUUAAAAAUGUAUCUUUUUAAAGAAACACACAUAUAUUUUAUAUAUGUAUAUAAUAUAUUGUGUAUAUUAUCAUUAUUGUUCAGUGUUUGUUUAAGAAAAAAAUUUUUUUUUUUUUUUUGAUUUUCUAUAUUCCAGGGUCGAGCGCGACAAAACACUACACGAUUAUAGAUUUAAAGAAUACUAUUACAAAAUAUAGAAAAUACAUAUUUCCCUAUACAUA